Messenger RNA from Gadus macrocephalus (Pacific cod), 3747 nucleotides. It is a transcript of the gene mchr1a, whose product is annotated as melanin-concentrating hormone receptor 1a. Gene Ontology annotation, cellular component: neuron projection; membrane. Gene Ontology annotation, molecular function: melanin-concentrating hormone receptor activity; neuropeptide binding. The coding region runs from base 371 to 1501 and encodes 376 amino acids. The record is from RefSeq and is a predicted model, not a curated record. Gene Ontology annotation, biological process: neuropeptide signaling pathway. The transcript is spliced from 2 exons. Lineage: Eukaryota; Metazoa; Chordata; Actinopteri; Gadiformes; Gadidae.
CACAUCCGAAGAAGUAGCAAAUGAAAACAACGUUGUACAAGUGCAAGUGGUCUAGAAAUAACCGAAUUUGACAUUUUCAGGCAGUGCCAAAGAAACCCUGGAGUUUGUAUAAAGCGCAGACUCAACCGUUCUCUUUCAUUCUGAGUACGAUUCUGAGUGGACGAGAUUGUCACCUCAGCAACAUUGGUGCCAAAUUGAGAUGGAUGCCCCUCGCCACAGAUCCGUAGAAACUUCAUUAAUGGGUUCUUCGACCUAAAUAACUUUAUUCCGAAGAGGGAAAGAUUGAAACAUUUUCUUCAAACACCGUUUUUUGGGGCAACUGGUUGAUAUAGUUUCCUUUGCUGUCUUGGAAAAUUGGCUGGAAAUACUGAUGGAUUUCUUCAACGAUUCUUCGGUUAAUAUUUCUUACCGAUAUUCUAAUUUGACCACAGCCGUUUAUCAUUUGACCUUCAAUCUGACCUUUGACCUUUUGUAUCUAGUUGUAAAAUCGACCCUGCAGUGCAGUGCCAUCCUCCCGACCAUUUACGGCAUCAUCUGCUUCCUUGGCAUCCUGGGGAACUGCAUGGUGAUCUACACCAUCCUGAAGAAGACCAAAUGCCGCGCCAAGCAGACCGUCCCCGACAUCUUCAUCUUCAACCUGUCCAUUGUGGACCUGCUCUUCCUCCUGGGCAUGCCCUUCCUGAUCCACCAGCUGCUGGGCAACGGCGCCUGGCACUUCGGGGCCACCAUGUGCACCGUCAUCACGGUGCUAGACUCAAACAGUCAGAUCGUCAGCACGUACAUCCUGACCACCAUGACCCUGGACCGCUAUCUCGCCACCGUGCAUCCCAUCCGCUUCAACCACGUCCGCACGCCGUGCGCGGCCUCCCUGGCCAUCGGGCUGGUGUGGGCGCUGUCCCUGGUCACCAUCAUCCCCGUGUGGAUGUACGUGGGCCUGAUGCCGCUUCCCGGCGGGCUGGCGGGCUGCGCCCUGUUGCUGCCCAACCCCGCCACCGCCACCUACUGGUUCACGCUCUAUCAGUUCUUCUUGGCCUUUGCGCUGCCGUUGGCUAUCAUCUGCCUGGUGUUCUUCAAGAUCCUGCACCACAUGGCCACCAGCGUGGCUCCCCUGCCCCCCCGGAGCCUCAGGGUGAGAACCCGGAAGGUGACCCGCAUGGCUGUGGCCAUCUGCCUGGCGUUCUUCACCUGCUGGGCUCCGUACUACAUCCUGCAGCUGGUGCACCUGGGGGUGCAGAAGCCCAGUGCUGCCUUCGCCUACGCCUAUAACAUCGCUAUCAGCAUGGGCUACGCCAACAGCUGCAUCAACCCCUUCCUGUACCUCACCCUCAGCGAGACCUUCAAGAGGCAGUUCCUGAGGGCCGUGAAGCCGCUGAACAGGGAGUUUAGGGUGGUUAACCUGAGCACCACAAACGGGGGCAACGUCAGCCUGAGACUGGUGCCCGGGGGGGCCCAGCCCCCGGCCGGCCAACCCCACAACGAGGCCACCGGAGACGGACUGUGAUGAACACCAAGAGCCGUGCGUUGUGUCUGAGUGAUCAGGCCCUCCUGGAUCCAAUGUAAGGCAACAGGUAGCUAAAAAUAAGAAGAAACAUACAAGAUGGUACCAUUUUAUAAGCUAUAUUUGCAUGCAUUUAUUCAAAGCACGCAUUCACAUUCACAUGCUUAAAAACUGUUAUUGGCUGCAAUUAGGCCUAAUAUUGUAGCUUAGAGCAGAAAAUACAUUGUGUUUAUUUGCAAUGGCAAUAUUUUUUUUGUGUUGAUGCAUCAUAUCAAGCAAACCUUAAAGCUGCAGUAAGUAAGUUCUAAUGUUUUACAGCUAAGACCCCCUCCUUCUAACCAAUCAGAGAAACCUAAAGAGAAAGAGCAUAACCCCUUGCUUUCAAAAAAACGCUCACUAGCAGUAUUAGUUGGAUGGAAGUAACUUCUUUGUGUGAUAACCGUGGUGGAGAAAAAGGGAGUCUCACUGGGAAAUGUUAGUAUAGAAUAUCUCUGUAGUGCUGCUAGACUGGUCAAUAAAACUCACUCACAGUGGGUCUAUAAUCGUUAAGAUGUGUUUUGGAGCAAAAUCAUAACAAAAACAGAACCUACAGCCAUUACCGUGGAAAGUGCAAGAAAGCACGAAUGUGUCAUACCACUCACGAUCAAAAAAACGAAAACGCUCUCCGUCCCUGUCUAUUAUGCCUACUGUAAAUAUGCCGUUUUUUGAAAAUGUAGGUAAUGUGCAAGCCUGUGCAUUUAGGAUGUUUUAUAGCAUUUGUUGUAUCUGUGUGAUAUGUGGAUCAGUUUAAUGUAGCCUAUGAACUUUGAGUUGUGAAUGAUGUUUUUGGUAAAUGUGUUUAAAAUGCUGUGCGGUAGUGUUCUGUCCGGAGGGUAACAUCCUGUAGCCUGUUUUGACGCCCAUGUCAGCAACGUCAAUAAUUAUGUUUUAUUUUAUUUAUUUGGGUGUCCAAAAGUUUUAUAUUUUACGUGUUUAUUUUUACUAUGAAGAAGAAAAACCAAGACAAUCUAUUUUGAUCCAAGGCUACAGCUAAGUUUUACAUUUUGCUACCUUGCUAGCAGUUUGUUUGCUUUGUAUCAAUCUGUGUGCAGUUGCAACAUUUUGUGUCUAUAACUAUUAGUGUAGCCAUCAUCUCUUGGCGGUGAUAGUGUAUGCCUGUGCUGGGUGCUAUGCAAUGCCAGUAUGCUGUCCUGUAACAGAGAAAGCAGUUUCAAUAAAAUAAGAUCCAUUUUGCACCAUUUCAAUAAAGCCUGUUUGUAUGGGUUCCUGGCGAGUUACAUGCCCCCACUACAUUUCCCCAUACCAAAACUGACCUCCCACGGUCCCGCCUACGGCAGCUUUAAUAUGCAGGAAAUAAGUAUGUGCUCCUCUUGAAAAGUGUUACUUCUUUCUUUGCACUUCAUUUGAACAAGUCACAAAGUCUCUCAUGGCUACAUUUAAUUACACAAGAGAAAUAAAUGCAAAUUUGUAUUUGUAUUGAUAAUAGCCUUUAACAUUAAUUUAUAGAUGUGACAAAAAUAGGGAAGAAAAGGAUACAAUAAAAAGCUGAGCUACAUUUCAGAAGUGUGAGUCAGUAAGUUGAUCACAGGUGAAAUUAUAGUUAUUUUUAUUUUUUAUUAUAGUUAACUGCAGAGCUACACCUGUGUUUGCCCCUGUGCUAAAGAACUCCUGGAAUGUUUAACCACAAGGCUCUGUAGUCCCUCUUUAUUCAUUUGGUCAGUGUGGAGAAAAUAAAAAGACUUGAAAGAUAAUGAAAUCAAAAGAUACGAAUAACACCAUGUUAAUUCUGCAUCUACAGACCUUUUGACUUGUCAUUUGAAGGAUUUAUGCUAUUAAGUUGAUAGAAAAAUGUGCAAUGUAUAAACCAUUUAACCCUCUGAAGAUCUUUGUUGUAAAAAAAAUGGUGUAAAUGAUAUUUGUUUUUCUUCGGUAGUGUCUUCGGAGGUAAAUAAAACAAAAAGUAGAACAUUCUCCUAAUCCUUUUGUGCUGUUGAUUCUAAUUUAUAAGAAAGUGAACACAGUUUUUGUGUAUGCUAUUAAUACUGUAUUUUGUAAGUAAUUAUUUAUGUAUAAUUUAUAAAUGAAAACGUAAUCAUUUUUAAGUGUGCACAACAUGUUUACAUGUCAGCCCCACUACCUUGUUUUGUUUUACCUUGUUUUGUUUAUAUCUCCCUUGCAUUGCUUUACAAUUUUAAAUGUUACUAUAAUUACAUUAUAUUACAUAAGUGUGAUAAGCUUUGCUGUACUUG